Ectocarpus siliculosus is the source of this 2254-nucleotide messenger RNA. Lineage: Eukaryota; Phaeophyceae; Ectocarpales; Ectocarpaceae. The record is from the annotation of a GenBank genome assembly.
UAUCCUUUUAUCCUAUCCUGACAUUCCGUCCUCUUCCCCGCACCUCUACACGUCUCCCAAAACUAUUCUUUUUGGCGUUAACAUGGCACCGAUGAGGGUAGCAUGCUUGGUAGCUGGGCUGGCGGCUUCGACGACCGCGGUUCACGUGCCGGAAUCGCCUGUCUACUCCCUUCAGGGAGGCGGUAGCGGCCUGGAGACGAAGGGCGACUACCUGGAGAACAAGAUCGCCCGCGGGGUGUACGGCAGCAUCGACACCACUACCAAGGGCGUGGUCGGUGUCUUCGGCCUGGCCGCGGACGAGGCAAAGCAGGCCAACAAGGCCGCUCACGCCGCGGCCAGGUCUGCCCGAGAGUCGGCCAGGGAGUCGGUCAAGCACGUCAGGGAAUCCGUCCACAUCCCCACCAAGAUCGGCUGGCCUUUCGAGGAAAAGGCCCCCGAGCCCCAGCCCAAGAUGUCGUGGGUCGGCGGGGCCAAGCAAGUGGUCGCUGAUGAGAGGACGGCCUUGAAAAAGUUCAUCGGCAACCCCAACAAUGCCUUCGUGGCCCAGGGCGUCACCGCCCUCCUGUUCGGUGGCCUCCACCUCGCCAAGUACGACCAGUUCGUGGGCAAGCUUGCCCAGCCCCUGUGCAGCCUGUUCGGCCUGGAGUGGGGGCCGGGCACCGUGGGCCCUUACAUGAAGUUGAUAGGAGCAUACCUUGUGGGCGUCUUCUUCUCGGACGUGCUGGCCUACAAGUCCAACAGCGCCGGCUUCAAGCGCGGAAAGAUCUGGCACGAGAUGGGCUCCUGCAUCGCCAUCUCCACCCUGUGCAUCACCCAGAUGUUCUCGGAGACGCCCGCCGACGUCGUGCCCCACGCCAUCGCCGCUUUUGUCUUCGCCGGGUGGUACAGCUACCUCUCGCAGCAGUACUAAAUUGACAACUAACUGCCUGCUGUUUGUUUUUUGGGUUGGUUGUUUCUGACUCUCUCUCCGUGAUGAAAAUAGCGUAGGAUGUGAACGAUGUAGACCGUUGUUGCCCCGUUGACCAGAGAGAGAGCAAGCGGCGGUCGGUCUUUCCUCGCACAAAGGAGCCCGCUGGAGAACGGUUUUCUCCCUCCAUGGCGUGUUUUGGUCGCAGACAGGCACGCAUCGUCUGUAUCUGCAGGUAGGUAGCUCUGACCUCUUCGCAUUUUCCUUCUAGAUGUUGCUGAUAGAUUAAUCCUGAAUCUUGUAUGUGCAUGGCGGAGGCGUGCUUGUUGUUGUUGACGAGGGCGAAAGCUCGUUGGUUGUCGUUAAGGCGCGCUGCGGCCGGCAGUGGUGCCGCAGGUUUUGCUACGCCGAAUUCGGGCACCGAAACACGCCUCUGUCUCGAGCGUUAGCAGCAGCGGAGGAGGAGCUAAGGUUGGAGCUAGACGCGUGGUUUUUCUAAGCAAGGCACAACACUCGCGUACCCUGCCCUGUUGUUGUGGAUAUAAUAGUAAUUUCGAAGAGAUUAUGGCUGCGUGCGCGUUGCUUAUAAUUGGAUUCUGUUUUUGUCUCUGCCUUUUUCUGUUUGGCCUCUCUGAAAUGAAUGGAAGGGUCGGCUUCAAUCGGUUAUUUUCUUUUUUUCCACUCCUUGUCUUUAAUGCACGCCUCCACGCUUUGUAUGUUUCGUAACUCUCCUUCUUUCUUGUAGACUAUGUUUAUCUGCCUGUAAAAAUGGGGGGGGGCGGGGGGCGGGGUUGUAGAUGACGGCGUGGGGUGGGGAGGGGUGACGGGCCCAAAAGUAGAGAGGGGGUGCGUCUCCUCAGCCUUGCUUAGAGCUACUGCGGUAGAUGAGAUAGAUCAUCAGAGAAUGAUGGAAUGAGAUGGGACGAUGGGUCAUAGAGCGUCGGAUCGUACAGCUAGCUGUCUCCGCGAGGGGGGGUUGCUGUUUUUGUGGUACUUUUCUGGCAUGAGCGAAGCGGUGGAAGACGCGACUCACUCUGAAAUAGUACCGGAUUAACAGCUUGGUCCCUUGUGCUAUUGCUGUUGGAUACCCCGGUCUUCGAUUGGUUUUAAUUCCAUGUACGCAUGGCGCAUUGAAAAGCGCAGUGUUGUCUGGCGCUGCUGCCUGGGUACUUGCUACAUACUGUUUUCUUCAGUAAGGGAGAUAGGUGUCGUUGAACAGUCACAAGCGAAUGCAUGCAUCCAUCCCCCUGGCCUGUAUCCAGGGUUGGCGCAUCACCGUGGUCGUUGGAGGUUGAGACGAAGAUGACCGAAAUCAACCCCAGCCCCCAAUUCAUGCGCUUCACUAUU